Molecule: messenger RNA, 4097 nt
Organism: Penaeus vannamei (Pacific white shrimp)
Lineage: Eukaryota; Metazoa; Arthropoda; Malacostraca; Decapoda; Penaeidae
Source: RefSeq, a predicted model, not a curated record
AUGGUUGCUCCAUCAAGAUCUCUUCAUGAUCAUCAGGGGUCCCUGCCACGCCUUCCUGUGCCUCCCCUUGAAGAGACCCUGAAUAAGUAUCUCAAAACAGUUAAACCAUUAGUAACUGAGGAAGAAUUCCAGUUAACUGAGGAAAUUGUUAAAAAGUUUGCUGCUCCUGGAGGUAUUGGACAACAAUUACAAGAAAAAUUACAGCAAAGGGCAAAGAAAUCUGACAACUGGCUUAGUGAAUGGUGGAUCAACGCUGCUUAUUUAGACUACCGCUGGCCUGUUGUGGUAUGGUCCUCUCCAGGCCUGGUUUUCCCAUUACAAGAAUUCAGAACACUGGAUGACCAGCUAAGCUAUGCUGCCAAAGUUAUUGUUGGAGCUCUUGAUUACAAGAAAAUGUUGGAUGAUAAAACUGUGCCCAUUGAUCACAUGGGCAAAGACCUCUUAGACAUGUCCCAGUAUUUCAAGAUGUUGGGAACAUGCCGUAUCCCAGGAGUUACACGGGAUUCCAUUGUAUAUCAUGGGCAGUCUGAAAAUCCUCCUAAACAUAUUGUGGUGGUACAUAACAAUCAUUUCUUCAAGAUAGAUGUUUAUGGAAAGGAAGGAAAACCCCUGACUAUAAAUCAAGUGUUGCAUCAGUUACGAAAUGUGGUUGAACGCUCUACCCAUCCAACCAGUCCAGUGGGUAUCCUCAGUACACAGAAUCGAAAUGUAUGGGGGAAGGCUUAUAAGAAACUUAGGAAGGAUAAACUGAACAAAGCAUCUAUUGAAGAAAUUCAGAGAUCUAUCUUCCUAGUAGCUUUAGAUGGACCUAUUGUCAACCCAACUGGGAAUGAAAUGACUGAUGCAGCAUUACUCUGUGUUCAUGGCAAUGGCUCACAGGGUUAUGCUGGCAACAGGUGGUAUGAUAAGACUAUUCAGUUUAUCAUUGGGAAGAAAGGAGCAGUAGGACUAACAUAUGAACAUACACCAGCAGAAGGUCCACCAAUUGCCAACUUAAUGGAUCAUAUAAUGAACUUCAUAAACACUGGAAACUUCCAGAGAGAGGACAGCACCAUGAAAGAGAGGAAACUCCCAGCAAUUGAACUUGACAGACCUCAGCGCUUGAUGUUUAAUGUUAGUGAUGAUAUUAAACAAGAAAUAGAAGAUGCGAAGUGUGCCCUUGACAGCCUUGUAGAAGACUUGGAAAUGACUUGUUUCCUCUUCACUGGUUUUGGAACUUCCUUCAUUAAGUCACAAAGGCUUAGUCCAGACAGUUUUCUACAGAUGGCUAUUCAGUUAGCCUUCUACAGAAUCCACAAAGAACCUGGGGCUCACUAUGAGUCUGCAUCAACCAGGAGGUACCUCCAUGGUCGCACAGAAACAAUCCGCUCUUGCUCAACAGAGUCGGUAGAAUUUGCCAAGACAAUGUUAGAUGAGAAUGCUUCUGCUGAUGAAAAGGCCUCUUCUUUACGAAAGGCUGUUGAAGGACACAAGAAUUAUGCAAAGGAUGCUGUCCGUGGUUAUGGUGUUGACCGUCACCUCCUUGGCUUGAAGCUUUGUGCAAUUGAAGCUGGCAUGGAUGUACCCACUCUAUUUAUGGAUGUUGGUUAUAUCCGUAGCUCCCACAUGCGUCUCUCCACCAGUCAGGUCCCAGCACGCUGUGAAGCUUUUAUGUGCUUUGGCCCACUUGUACCUGAUGGCUACGGCUGUUGCUACAAUCCACGUCCAGAUUCAGUUGUAUUUGGAACAUCUGCAUUCAACUCGUCUCCAGAAACAGAUUCAGCAACUUUCCGUGCAGCUUUGGAGGAAAGUUUAAUGGAUAUGCAUGAUGUACUACUGAAGAGUGGACUGAAAGCCAAACUCUAGUGAGCAAAUAGAUAAUAUAGUUCUCUCACAUUACAUUAUUAAACAGUCUGAAGAAAAGCUAAUAAUAAAGAUUUUGUAAUAUUACUUUGGGCAGGGUAUAAAGCUCUUGCACUUAUAGGAAGUACAGCAAAAUGGAUUGCUCUCAAAGAUGAGAUUUGGAUCAGAGUAGAUUAAGUAAAAUCAAGUAAAUUAUUUAUAAUAAUAUUUGAAAUGUAGGUGGAUUCUAGAUUUUAAUUAGUUGUGUUUUUAUAUAUAUGUAAACUGAAAGAAAAGUAUAAAUUAGUUCUGCUUGUUUUAGUCUCAUUGUUAUUGUACAAAACAGUGUAUUGUUACAAAUAGUUAUUACUGGUAUACUGUGUGAGGUUUCUAGUUACGUCUAUCAUCAAUGUAAAACAUCUUUUAAGUUCUUUAACUAUGGUAUGAUUAUUGCUGUUUAAUUAUUGAGAAGAAUGAAGUUAUAUUGCUGUACACAUUUUAGCUCCUUAAUGUAAGAGAGAAUUAUUAUGCCAGUAGUAUAUAUAAUUAGUUGUACUUUGUUAACAUUUGUGUGAUAUACCAGUGAGUUUUUUCAUAUUAAAGUACAGUUUCCUAAUUUUGUUUACUUAUUUUUAAAGUUCUUAUUAUUGCAGACCUUAUCUUUAAAGCAUGAACAACUAUCAGCAUGGUCAUAUCAAAGAAUACAUUUACUUUUUUUCAGAUUUUACAGAAGCACACAUCAUAAAAAAUAUAUGGUGUAAAGUCUUUGAAAUAAUUUUCAAAAUGCACAUUUUUUGUUUUGGGGUAAACUAAUUGAUUUUUUGUUAAAAAAAAAAUAAUAAUAAUAAUUGCCAUAGUUGCAGACAACAGUUUUAUAUAUUCUAAAAAUUUAUUUUGUAACUGAAAAUGGACCAGAAAAUAUAAGCAACAUUUCUUAAGAUAAUCAUAGCUCGCAUCCAUCUUACCAUCUUUGAAUGCAAAGUUUCGAGCUUUAUUUUUAGUAACUUUUUUUUCAGAACACUGAUAUGGUAGAAUGAGAAUUUGUAUGCAUUCUCUUAGUUAUUAUUUGUUAAUGUUAAGAAUAAGAGCAAGUAAUUGAUAGCAUACAUAUUUUUGUAUAGUCAGUUUAAAACUUCCUUUUAAAAGAAAGGUCAUGAUAACCUUCAUAUAUAUGGUUACCAGAGAUCAAGUUUGUUUAGAAGGACUAAGUAAAUUUCAAUUGUGUAUGAAAACAAAAUAAAAUAGCUUGCCGACAUUUGGCACAAACUUGUCUUCCAAAAAUACAUAAUUUAACAGGUAAAUAAUUUUUAAAAAGUAAAGAAAUUUCAUAUGAAAGAAAAUAGAGUAUAUUGAAAGAGAAGGCUUUCUAACAUUGUAUGCUUUCUAUAAUUAUUUCCAUAUAUAAAAGUCAUGUGUACUUAGUACUAUAUUUUUUAUUAUAGGUACAUGUAUAUUCUCAAAACGCAAUAAGAACUUUAACAUUUUUUUGACUGAUGCUUUACCUUUAUGUUGUAUAUGCAUUUUGGAGGUACAAAAAUAAGACUAUAGCAUUUCCUACUUGAACAAAUAGAAAGAAAAUUGGUAUUUCCAUAAUGAUGCACAAACAAUGUGGCCACAGGGUUAAUGAAAAAAUAAGCAAUAUGUAAUUUUUCAUUGAGGAAGGAAGAAAAAUGUCAUUUCAGGAGUGUUUUAUACCUGCAACUAACUUUUUUCAGGAGUUAAGACAUUCUUUUGGGACAAGUUUUACUAUCGUUGCCUGUGACAAAUUGAAUAUUCUUCCCAAAAUCAAGCUUAUUUAUAAGCUCAUGCUGGCUUUUGCAUAGAAAGUGUACACCAAACUACUACUAUAUAAGUUAUGUUGACAAGAAUUUACCUCCCUCAUUAUUAAAGAAAAGUGCUUUGGAUUAUCAGCACAUAUUUUGAAAUUGUUUUUAUCAAGAUUUUUCUUUGACUUUGUAUGGUACUAUGGUGUAUUUCUCAAGAUGUGGUCAUUAGGAACUGGUUAUUUUUGAAAAAGUAACAUGUGGUAUGUAAUCCAUUGAUGCCAGAAAGUGUAGUGUUCACUAUAGUUUUGUUUUGUGACAUGUCUCUACACAUAGAUGGCUCAAUAAGUACUCAGCAACCAAAGAGCCAAUUAGUAGACCUCAUUCCUCGCCUAAUUUCACUUUUCCAUGGAUUUUGAGGAAAAUGUUUUUAUUACUAAUGCUGUCAAUAAUAAUUAUUAUUAUAGACAUUAUAAUAAUUUUUUUUUUAGUAAAUCUUGGGUAAUUAUCUAG